Messenger RNA from Lucilia sericata (common green bottle fly), 3005 nucleotides. Its product is annotated as limbic system-associated membrane protein-like. Gene Ontology annotation, biological process: synapse organization. The record is from RefSeq and is a predicted model, not a curated record. Lineage: Eukaryota; Metazoa; Arthropoda; Insecta; Diptera; Calliphoridae. Bases 1395 to 2393 code for a protein of 332 amino acids. The transcript has 6 exons. Gene Ontology annotation, cellular component: neuron projection membrane.
UUUUGACAUGACCAGGACGUUUUGAAACGCAAUAUGUGAAUACACGGUAGUUGUGAGUGAAGUGUACAAGUUUGGAACAAAAAUGUUGAAAAGAGUCUUGAUUUUUGUAGCCCCAAAAAACAAAUGGAAACAAAAAAAAAACAACAACAACAGCAAAAAUAAAAACAACAAGCAAGUAAUGAAAAUUAAUGAUUAAGAAAUAAUAUGGUUACAGCUUUUUUACUACAAAGAAAAACGGAAAUUGUGCGUGUUAAUGUAUUAUGGUGGAAAACGACAACAACAGCAGCAACAACAAAAAGGUUUAAACUACUGGAAAAAGUAAAAGAAAAAUAAAGGCAACAACACACUCAUAAAGCCGAAGAAGAAUAAAAAAAAGAAAAUCGAUAAAAGAUAAAUUGUAUGCUCACCUAAAUGUGAGAAAAAAAAUUAAAGAAAAGAAAAAAAAAAUACACCAAAAAAAAUAUAUAAAAUAGAAAAAAAAAAUAAAAUAAAAACGACAAAAAAAUAACUACAUACAUACAAGUACACACAGAAUACACUUGUAUUCGGGUACACAAUUACAACAGUGUAGAUGUAAAGAAUGAAUUUUUAUGAGUUUUUAUAUGAGUGUAUUUAUACAUAUUAUACGAGUGUUACAAGUAUGAAUGUCUCUAUAUAAAUGUGUGAGUGUGUAUGUGUGUGUUUUUUUUUGCAUUACAUACACAUAAAUUUAAAACAAUAAAAAAGAAGAAAUAUAUUAUCAUUUGUAUGUAAUUAGAUGAAGUGCAAAUGGAACAAAAACAGCAGCAGAAAAGCAUAUAAAAUCAUAAAAAUUAAAUAAAACAUACAACAAACUAGAGAGACGUGUAAAGUAUCUGAGAAAGAGAGGUCGUUCUAUGAAAUCCAUUUAAUACUAAAAAUAUACAAAAAUAAAUAAAUACAUAUACGAAAUAAUAAUAAUGAAUGAAAAAAAAAAAUUCUAUACAAGCAAAAAAAGAAUAAUAAUAAAUAAAUAAAACAGCAAACCAACAUCAGCAGAGUAGCAGCAACAUUUAUUAUUUGAUAUUUAUAAAUAUUACGAAAAAAAACACACACACAUAAAAAGUAAAAUAAAAUAAAUACCUAAAUAUACAUAAAAAAAAUAAACUGAGGAGACAUAAAUAUUAACAAAAAUAUGAAGCCAAUUGUAAAUGAGUGUCAAUUCAAAUUUCAAUAUGCAAAACAUCAAAAAAACCUUAAAAACAGAAGACGACCAUUAAAAACAUCAACAACAACGUCAACACCAGCUCUAGCAGCAACAACAACUAUUAAAAUAUAAAAUAACAACAAUAAUAAUAAUAAUAAUAAUAAAAAAAAAAAAACAAAAAUUAUUAACGACAAAAAAACAACAACAUCAAGUAAUAACGACAAAAAACAUGUUAUUAACUAUAAAUCAUCAACAUUAUCAUCAUCGUAUAGGAAGUUUGAUUAAUAUGCAGCUAUUAUUUCUCAUCUUAUUGGAGAUGCGUAUAAUAUACGGUGAUGUAUCCUCUCAUUAUUGGGAAACUCCAUAUUCUCAACCCUAUUUUGACAACUCGUCCAGACGAGAAGUCACUUCCAUAGUGGGUCAAGCAGCAUUGCUGCAAUGUAGAGUUAGAAAUUUAGGUGAUAGAGCGGUUUCCUGGAUACGCAAACGUGACUUGCACAUACUGACUGUAGGCAUAUUAACAUACACCAAUGAUCAACGAUUUCAAUCUUUGCACACCGAAGGUUCAGACGAAUGGACAUUGAGAAUAUCAUCGCCACAACCUCGAGAUUCCGGCACGUACGAGUGUCAGGUGUCAACUGAACCAAAAAUAAGCCAAGGUUUCCGUUUGAAUGUUGUGGUGUCUCGAGCGAAAAUACUUGGUAAUCCUGAAUUGUUUAUCAAAAGUGGCAGUGAUAUUAAUUUAACAUGCCUUGCUAUGCAAUCACCCAUUCCGCCUUCGUUUAUUUAUUGGUACAAAGGAAAACGUCUAAUGAACUAUUCGCAACGUGGUGGCAUCAACGUUAUAACCGAACGAACAACACGCACAAGUAAAUUAUUGAUUUCAAAGGCAACAUCAGCAGAUUCUGGGAAUUAUACAUGUUCUCCCAGUAGUUCUGAUUCCGCAUCGGUCGUAGUACAUGUCAUUAACGGUGAACAUCCAGCAGCCAUGCAACAUGGCAACAAUAGUGCUUCAACUCUGACACAAUCAAUUCGUAUAGUCAUGCGAUCGUUAUCGUAUGAUGCCCUCAUUUCGGCAUUCGUCAAUCUGUCAACCCUGCAUCAUAUAUUCUCAUCCAUAGUUGAUUUAAUGAUUACAACAAAUUGUUGUCUAGUGUUAUUGGGCAUGACCGUAUCGCAGUGUUUCCUUGUGCAUAAUGGUCGACUGCCGCGCUGUAUUACCAGGUGACUGUAAUCAAGUGGGAAAUAUUCGGCAUUGGCCGAAUCUAAUGCAUUGCCCAACAUCAUUAACACUCACAACAGCAACAAAACCAACAAUAAGAAAAACAACAACAAAAAAUCACCAUUCAACACCACAAUAAUGGAUGUUUUUUCGACUUUAAGCGAUUUGAUCGUUUUAACUUCAAUUAGAUGUUUUUAAUUUUUAAGUUUUAACAAAAAACGACACACGUUUUAUUAUUUAUUUUUUAAAUUUUAAACAAGCAGCAACAGCCAAUGGUAGCGAUGCCUAAAAGCAUAACAUAUUUAAAAACCGAAAAACAUCUGAGUUUCUCCCUAAUUGGGUGAUUAUAAGGGUGUUGAAUAUUUAAAUUGAAAAUGAAAGCAAAAUACAAAUAUGGCGGUCAAAACUGUUGCAAAACCACGUUAAUUGUGUGUGCAAAAAAAAAGAGAGUAAACUUUGCAUUUGUUUAUAUUGUUCAUAGUUAUUAAUUAUUACAUAAAUAAAUAAAUAAAUAAUUAAGUAAGUUAAAAAAAUAAAUAAACACAGAGAAAAAACCAAAAAUAAUGAAAUAAUAAAAAAGAUUUUAAUUAUGUAUGACAUAAUAUUAAGUAGAUAAAC